This is a messenger RNA of Neodiprion fabricii, 930 nucleotides long. RefSeq names its product jerky protein homolog-like. The record is from RefSeq and is a predicted model, not a curated record. The coding region runs from base 1 to 930 and encodes 309 amino acids. Lineage: Eukaryota; Metazoa; Arthropoda; Insecta; Hymenoptera; Diprionidae. The transcript has 2 exons. Gene Ontology annotation, molecular function: nucleic acid binding.
AUGACUAAGAUAAGGAAAGUGUUAUGGAAAAGUAAGAAAAAGGGCCAGGGUUGGAAAAAUUUCGCGGCUUAUCAGCGGGAGAGGUUGAGGUACAACGAAUCUUACAUUCCAUCAGUGAAAGAAAAACAAGAAAAUUCAGAUCAACGUGGAAAAGUGCUGCUCCUACUCGAUAACGCUCCAUCGCACCCCGCUGCUGAUGAGCUAAACGCUGUUGAUAAAGACUUUGCAAUUAUGUAUUUUCCUCCAAACGUAACUUCCAUAAUACAGCCUAUGGAUCAGGAUGUGAUAGAGACAGCCAAAAGAAUAUAUAAACCAUCUCUCGUUCGACGCCAUCUGCUUAGCGAUAAUAUACCGAUGGUACAAUUAAUUAAACAGUUGUCUCUCAAAGACUGCUGCGAGAUGGUCGCAGCUGCGUGGGAAGAAGUGACGUCAUCGAGUCUUCAAAAAGCGUGGAAUAACUUAAUUUGUCUCAUAACACCUAUGGGACAAGAUAUUGUUGAUGUUACAAAUGAAUAUCUGCAGGGAACUGUUAACUUGAUUCCAGAUGUCAAUGUAUCAAAUCUUGACAUCGCAGAAUGGUUACGCGAAGACGAUGAUAACGAAACAUCGGAAGUACUCAACGAUGAUCAGAUCGUGGCGUUUGUUACUAGCAGGAAUGACGAGGAUUCUCGCCACGAUAAGAAUUUGGACGAAAACGAGAAUUGGGACGAAAACGAGAAUUUGGUCGAAAACGAGCAUUCGGACGAAAAGGAGAAUUGGGACGAAAACGAGAAUUGUUAUAGUGAUCAAUAUUUUAAGGGCGCGAAGAUAUUGGGAGGGAUGCAAUUUGAGCAAGAAUUUCUACCAGAUACAGCACAGGGUGCCCUAACGGGUAUUAUAGCAGCGUCACAUGGUUCGAGACACAACCUGAGUGUACGUCGAGCGAUUUAA